Molecule: messenger RNA, 246 nt
Organism: Loa loa (African eye worm)
Lineage: Eukaryota; Metazoa; Nematoda; Chromadorea; Rhabditida; Onchocercidae
Product: zinc finger protein
Exons: 1
Source: RefSeq, a predicted model, not a curated record
AAAAGCGAAUUUAUGAAUGUCCUUAUGUCGGAUGUACUUUGCGCACGAGCAGUCUCAACGAAUAUAAAGAACACAAGAAUGCGCACGACGAACCAUUUAUUUACGAAUGUAAAGAACCCAAUUGUGGGAAAAAGUACAGUCAUAGCAUAUUAUUUGAGUGUCACAAGAAUAGAAAACAUCGACCAUAUCAACCUAAAUGUCAAUGCGAAAAGUGCGGGAAAUUGUUCAGCCGCAAGGACAACUUGA